Messenger RNA from Daldinia decipiens, 1704 nucleotides. RefSeq lists its product as uncharacterized. Gene Ontology annotation, cellular component: mitochondrion. Lineage: Eukaryota; Fungi; Ascomycota; Sordariomycetes; Xylariales; Hypoxylaceae. The coding region runs from base 219 to 1418 and encodes 399 amino acids. The transcript has 3 exons. The record is from RefSeq and is a predicted model, not a curated record.
CGCCUGCCCGCACAGCUCGGCCCAACUAGAGAAUUAUCAGGUACCCGAAGAGAUCCAAUCCAGAUCACCAGCUUAACGGGUUCCACGUGGAACCGACCUUUCUUAUUCAAGCUUAAUUUGUGACACUUGCAGUUGUUCUCCUCAACCUCCUUUAGCCCGCCGACAAUAUGUUUCUUUUGCACAAUUACCUCUCAACUAUAUACCCAUAGCCUGGAACCAUGUCGACCGUUCGGUUACCGUUCCUAUACCCGCAUUUAUUUCGGGCAGCCCGCUUCGGCGAGUCUUCAGCUCACGGAACGAAGAUCCGAUGUCGCAAGUCUUCGAAUAAUAACCCGCGCAUGGUAGCAUUCUCAUCUUCCACUCCGUCAAGACAGGCUAUCUUCGAGAGGCAUGGUAAAGCCAUCGAGCCGUUGCCUAUUACGCCCGACGUUGUAAACCUCCCGGUGCCAGGUGCAGAUCCCGCAAAACUAUCGAGCUUCCCGAAUGCGGAGCCGUCUGGCAAAGAUGAUGCAAAUAAGGGGAAGGAAGCAGCGCAAGAACCUCAAACUUCAGAGGAGAAAGUAGCAAAAGAAUCCGACAAUGCCGAGGCUCCUCCACCAAAGGCGUCUGCAGCCCCCGCCUCCUCGUCUUCGAGUCCUCAGCAAGCUGCAACAGAGGCUAAGAUGCAAGAAAGCGGUCCGAUGGAAGCAGUAUUACAUAUGCCACCGCCCGAAGCAUAUCAACAUCCCCACCUAUCAGCCUCUCCUUAUGUUCACCAUUUUGACACCUACACCCUUGUGAAGCAGUUGGAGGGAGGUGGGUAUAGCACGGCGCAAGCUACUACAGUCAUGAAGGCUAUCAGAGGACUACUAGCUCAGAAUCUAGACGUCGCUCAGGCUGGAUUAGUGAGCAAAAGCGACGUGGACAAUGAGACGUAUUUGUUUCGCGCUGCAUGUUCGGAACUCAGUGCUGAGGUAAAUAACAACAAGAGGGCUGCCGACGAAACAACACGUCAGCAGCGAACCCAGUUACAACACGAAGUUGAUAUCCUGAGCCAGCGGAUGACUCAGGAUCUCAUGACACUAAAGGAUGAUGUUAAGGGCAUGUUCAACGACCGCCGGAUGAAUGUGAGAGAAGAGCAGAGGACGAUGGAGAGCGUGAUCCAGCAGCUCAACCUGAAAAUUAGCGUGACUCUCAACAGCGACUCCAGAUCGGACAUUGAGGGGCUACGCUGGGUGCUGAUUCGUCGAUCCGUCUUGGGUAUAAUUUUCAUGGCGGUGUUAACUCUAGGGACCCUGCGAUACGCAACAUACGUCAAGUAUGAGAGGCGGAUGGAAGCAGAGGAGAAGGCUCGGCGUACUGAAAGGCAAAGGAAUAGUCUAGGCAGGGAAGAUCACGCCCCUCCUUUCGACGCGGCGGAAAUUCUGGCGGCAAAUUAAACCUUGAUACCCGUGGGAAUAGAAUAGACAGCGAUGACAAAAUAAACAUGACCUUCUCUCGACCUGUUUUCACGAAUUAUAUGCACAGCGAUUCCUUAACCAGCGUGAAAUCAUAGGGUUGUAAAUCAUAAACUCCCGAGGCCUAUUAAUGGCCUAUUAAUAAAGCUCGGCCGCCCCAAACGCCUUUGCAUAAUCCAAUGGAGUGUAGAGCAACACUAAUUGUCCAGGCCCAAAUAUUCUAAUCUCUGUUGUUCUGGGUAGAGGAGUCCCUUUCCGCGGCUUUCCU